UGUUUUUCUCAGGGUGUUAGAGAAUGAACAAGAUUUCCGACUGCAUGAGAACGGAGUCCUCACUAAACAAAUACAAUUUCAGUUAAACUAGAUUUGAAGUAACUCCGCAAACGCAUCGUCCCACAAAAUAUAUUAAGGGUGUUGCAAAUUCCAUUUAUUUCAAGCGGAACUGUUUGGAUUGAGACAACCAGGACCUUUCGACCGUGAACGCUCCUCCCCUGAGACAGUUCGGUGUGUGUGUGUACAGGCAGAUAUGGCUCUGCUGUUCAACGGGGCUGUUACAAGUUCACCUAUAAAGAGAAAGAGAGAACAAACAUUGGCUGACGAGUCAUGUCAAAGCCUGGGCCUGUCCCUCCUAUCAUCUCCAGACUCAUCAUAUGAGUGUUACUCCGUGAACCCUGUGACGGGCUCCCCCAGCUGCUGCCGCCGGAGCCCCCGCCUCCUCAACAACGGCUACUACGUCCUGACUGAGGACAGCUACACCUGGGAUGACGAGGGCAAUGUCUCUCUCACCCCCUCCAAAAUCAAACUGUCCUACAAAGAGAAUCUAGUCAGAAUCUUCAGACGCAGGCGGAAGGCCCGCCGGUCUCUAGCUAGUCUGUUAAGUGACAUGACUGAGACGUGUCAGUCAUGGCUGGACGAGAAAGUGUUCGGAGGGGUGCGUCACCCACCACUCGCAGAUUCCUCAUGGAUGGAGCAUAGCACCACCGAUUUCGACACCAGCUGCAGCUUCACUUAUGACGACAGUGAGGUAAUUUCCCCACCCACGAAGUUGACUCACGAGCUCAUGCUACAGGAGGAGAUCGUCACGGAGACCUGCAUCCCUCAGGAGCAUUUCGGCCAAUCCCUUCGUGGCCUUCUGGAAGUCCCGCCCCCCUCAGCCUUCCUCUCCACUAGCUGCUGUCUCCCUAAACCCCAGCCAGCAGAUUUUCCCAUGGUGAAAGCUCUCUUCAUCAUUCUCAUGGUCUUUAUCUUCUCUGCCGUAUUCUCAAGGUGCCUGUUGUGGGGACUGACAAUGGCAUUCACAACAUUUAUAUUGAUAAUGAUAUAUCUAUUCCUCUCUCAGUCUGGGCCCAUGGGCAAGUGGAGAAAAGCAAAGACCGAGGAUAUUACAUCAAAAAAUGAGUAGAUGAAAGCUGUGUGUACACACACACACACUUCUGUUUACUCAUGAAAUCAAUACUUUUUGCAAGGAGAUGGAAAUUAAGCUAUGAUAAUGAAAAGAAGGGUGGAUGUGGACCACAAGAAAAAGAGUAAUGGAGAUUACCGUACAUUUCAUUAGAUAAAUGCGUGUAGAUUGCACUUGCACAUAAUGUAACAUGAGUUACAUUAAUCUGGUCAUAAAACAGGUUAUUGGGCUCAAUUGAGCAGGUCUAGGGUGACAUUGGUCAUGCAAAAAAGAGCAAAGAUCAGUGAAAUAAAUACAGUAAAACUCAAUCAAAAGCAAUUUAAUUUGAAACACUUUAAUGAGAAGGAGAAGAUAAUUUAACUGUAUUUUUGUAAAAUACGAUGCACGCGACGAUGCAUUGUGUAUUUGGAACUUGUAUUGGAUAAUAUGCCUUCCAGACUAUUUGAAAUGUUAGUUAUUUUGCUCACUGAUCACUGCCAUUUGCUUGUGCAAGAUGUUGCCCAUAAUCCUGAAUAUAAAAAUAAAUCAGUAAUAUUCAUAUCGUACAUUAUGAACACAUUUUUUAUGUAUUCUUCAAAUACCUGAAUUUAUAUUGUUGAUAGCUGAUCUUGUGUUUUUUGGGGCUGUCCAAUGUUACUUAUUUUCUAGCUUCCAGUAUUUUGAAUACAAUUGCAGGGCCAUUAAAGUAGCAGUGGCUUGCAAUCUGAGCUGUUUUUUCUCACAAAUGACAGCUGCAACUUUUAAUCUGAAUAGAACCAAAUGGAAAUGCAACAUGCUAAGUGCCUUCUUUAGCUUAGCUAAUAGCAUGCUGUGCCUGCUAAACAAAACAGGGCUACAUAUCCGUAGGCAGUAGACUGCAGAAUCCUUAAGCGCAAUCAGAUAUAGUUAAAAUACAGGGAAGUGACAGAAAAUGUUGCUUGAAUAGAAAAGUUAGCACUGUGUGAGGAUGCCUAUACGCUCAUGGUAGUGCUGAAAUGUAUAUACAUUUUUGUAUUCAGGGUGCAUUUUUCUUGGAAGGAAUAUGGGGAGGUGGUGGUCAUUUUCAUAAUGCUCAUACUUUUAGCUGCCUCUUGUGGUUAACCACAACCACUUAUCAGUGGAUCGAAAUAAUGGAAUGUGAAUGUUGAGAUUAUACUAAAUGAUGGCGGCAAAUCGCCCCCUCCCUUUAUUUGACUCAUUAAUGGCACAAUGUUGAGUACGUAAUGGCAUUGAAAGUUAAGAAUAGUUAUGGUUGUUUAUCAUCCCAGAAGGAAAGCAUGUUUUACGUCAGGAAAAGGAACAGGGCACAGCAAGUAGCUGAAUAAAGUGAAUACUGUAUAGCUUUAUAACGUUUAAAUAUGAGUCAUGUUUGGGCCUCCACUAUGGCAAGCUUUUUAGAGAAUCUAAAGAAAAUAGGUGAUUUGUGCUUUAAUUAGUUGUUAAUUUUGUACUGUACAACUCAACUCUUGUCAUUCUUUGUAUAAAUUGGAUGUUGUUGGUGCUUUAGAAAAGCUGUAUUUGAUUGUCUCCGUAUAUGUACUGUUUGCCCAAGACGAAAGUGACUUGAGAAGUAUUGCUGUAUUUAUUCACUCCAAGUGCCAAAUAUGAGACAAUUCUGACCAGAAAGUGUUAAAUCACCAAUACUUCAUCAAUGAGCCAAAAUUAAUAUAAAAAGUUGUUUUGCCGGUAGACACCAUUUAUUGCUAGUUUGUAAACAAAAGCUAAUGUACAUACUACUGUAUAUGUAGACAACAUGGAUGUUAUUUCUUUGUAAUAUUCAUGAUUUAUUGGCAUAUACUGAAUGUACUUUACAAGACCUUGAGAUUUAAGUAAUUUCCUAUUGUGUGCAUAAAACAUGUUCGGUCACGCUUACAGUACCUUUACAUAAACCAGUUUGACAUGUUACUUUUUUACAAUCAUAAUUUUAAUUGCUUUGAUACUCAACUAGUUUCCAAAUUUGCAAAAUGUGUGGUUCUUGUAUGCAUGUGUCUUUUGCACUCACUUUGAAUGCAUUCUAACAAAUAGAUGUAAAUGAAAAUGUAAUGUCUGUUGCACUGUUUUUAUAUUCUUUAAAUAGUUAGAGCUAUAUUGCAAGCAUUGUAAAAUGUUAUCUUAAAUAUUUUAACAGAUUUGUAAAAUAGUUAAACCCAACUGGUUUAUGCAACUUUAUUAAAUGUAAUAUUUUGUAUACUUAUGUGACCUUAUGUUCAAGAUUCAAUAUUUGCAGUCUAUAACGUAUCUUCUAUUAAAUAAAAAUGUAGCAUCAUGAA
Molecule: messenger RNA, 3378 nt
Organism: Coregonus clupeaformis (lake whitefish)
Lineage: Eukaryota; Metazoa; Chordata; Actinopteri; Salmoniformes; Salmonidae
Gene: tmem71
Product: transmembrane protein 71
Exons: 10
Coding region: 254-1129 (291 amino acids)
Source: RefSeq, a predicted model, not a curated record